Molecule: messenger RNA, 855 nt
Organism: Achroia grisella
Lineage: Eukaryota; Metazoa; Arthropoda; Insecta; Lepidoptera; Pyralidae
Gene: Chrac-16
Product: chromatin accessibility complex 16kD protein
Exons: 2
Coding region: 171-569 (132 amino acids)
Cellular component (GO): CHRAC; nucleus
Molecular function (GO): protein heterodimerization activity
Source: RefSeq, a predicted model, not a curated record
AAAAAUACCUAUGUUGCUAUUGCCGGCGGUCUUUUUGUUGUUUUAUCUAACAAAUGUAUUAAUAUAAUUUAUACUUUAAUACUAUAUAAUAUAAAUCAAAAUAUAGUCUAUUAAUCAAUCAUUCAUAAAUAAUUUUCAAAUACUCUAAACUAAACAAGUUUUAUAUCAAGAUGACCAUGCCGAAAGCUGAAAGGGAUUUACAUCUGCCUUUAUCAAGAGUAAAGACUAUUAUGAAAAGUUCUCCAGACGUGGAAGCAGUAGGUCCAGAACCGCUGUAUUUAGUGACUAAAGUUACAGAAUUAUUUGUCACAGAUCUAGCCAAAAGGGCGCACCAAAAAACAAAAGGAAAUUUACUAGAGUACAAACACAUAGCCGAAAUUGUUCAAGAUGAUGACACCUUAGACUUUCUCCGUGAGAUUAUGCCAAAAAAAAUUACAGUGCGGCAGUUCAAGGAAAUCAUGGCAAGGAAAGCCGCUAAAAAUAACCGCUCCGACGAUGAGUCCAGCGAAGAAGAAUCAAGUGAAGAAGACAGUACAGAGGAAAGCAGCAGUGAUAAUAAUGCAGACUGAAAAAUAUAAUUGUAAUUUUAGUUUUAUAUAAAUAGGCAUAAGGUGUAACCAAAUUAUCUGCUAUAAUGUCUCUGAUCAGCGGACAGUUGACUGGUAGAGAAUGCCAUCAGACAUUACGUCUGCCAUGUGUAUAAUUUUGUGUGUAAAAGAAUAAAUAAAUAAUAAAUCAAAAUUGAGAACCAAUCAAUGCCAUCUAGUCCCAAGCUAUACUAGAGUAAUGACAUUUUUUGUAAAUAUAAUCCACAUGGCUGACAAUCAUACUCUUAGAGCAUAGUGUUAUUCAUUC